Saprolegnia diclina VS20 is the source of this 1953-nucleotide messenger RNA. RefSeq lists its product as hypothetical. Lineage: Eukaryota; Oomycota; Saprolegniomycetes; Saprolegniales; Saprolegniaceae. The transcript has a single exon. The coding region runs from base 31 to 1854 and encodes 607 amino acids. The record is from RefSeq and is a predicted model, not a curated record.
UUCGCCCCAUUUCACAAAGUGCAAACUGAAAUGGACUCGCAGCUCGUGACGAGCAUGAGCGAGGUCGACGAGUUCCGCGUCGAGAAGCAGUCGCCCCGCCGCUGGCAUUCGAAGCGCAUCAUCGGCCUCGUCGGCGCGCUUGUCCUUGUCGGCGCAGUGGUUGGCAUCGUCGCCGCCUCGACGUCCUCGUCCGAGGACGCGGCCAACAAGGUCAGCACGAGCGCGACGAACCUCGGCAUGGCUAUUUGCUACGACACGUACCAAGCCGACCAGAUCGACGCACACUUCACAACGAUCGCGACGCGCUUCUCGGCCAUUCGGUCGUUCCAGACGUGGCUGCCCAACAACGACAACGUCAUUGACGCCGCCGCACGUCACAACCUCUUUGUCUACCCCGGCAUUUGGCUGCGCGGGGCCGACUACGCCCGCGACGUCCAAGCCGCGAUCGACGGCGCGCGGCGACACCCGGGCACGGUCAAGGCCGUCCUUGUCGGCAACGAAGACCUCUCCAACGGCUGGAGCGUAAGCGACCUCAUCGCGAAGAUCAAGGACGUCCGCACCCAGUUUAGCGCCGCGGGCCUCAGAGACAUUGCGAUCGGGACGGUGCAGAUUGACGGCGCGCUCCUCGCGCACCCCGAGGUCGCCGACGUGUGCGACGUCGUCGGUGUCAACAUGUACGCGUUCUUCUCGGGGGCGUCGUACUCGUACACGGACCCGAUGCGCGACACGGACGUGCGCUGGCAGGCGAUCUACGCCAAGUUUGGCAGCAAGGCCGUCAUCACCGAGACGGGCUGGCCCUUUGCGGGCGGCAACUAUGGCCAGCACGUAGCUUCGUACGACAUGGGUGUCUACUACUUCAACGCGUUCCGGGACUGGGCGAGCAAAGGCACCAACGGCGGGUCGCUGCCUGCGUACUUUGUGUUCCACAACAAUCCGGCAAAAGGCGGGUACGAAGCCAACUUUGGCCUCGCGGACGAGACUGGCAAGUGGAAAUUCGAGUUUGCGCCCGUCCGGCCCAUCAUCCCGAGCCCCAACCAGCCAGUGGUCGUGCCAAAUUCGCCCUACGAGUUGCCGUUCUUGCUGCAGACGUCGACGGGCAAGGUCAUUUACGAAAUGAACAAAAACGUCUUUGCCUACGACGAGGCGACGUGCGCCAACGAGCGCUGGACUUACGACCUCGGCACCAACCAGAUCUUUUCAACGUCGAGCGGCCACUGUCUUGACGCCUACUAUGCCAACUCCAAGUACAACGUGCAUGUUUGGCCCUGCGACGCGACGAAUGGCAACCAAAAGUGGACCAUCGACAUCAAGUCGAACCGCGUCGUCCACCUCAAGCACGACAAUCUCUGUCUGGACGUCGACCCGACCAAGGCCGACGCGUCCGUCCAAGUCUGGGCCUGCACUGGCGGCACCAACCAGCAGAUCCGUCUCAACCCGGACUUGCCGCACCUCGGCGUCGCGUCGCGGCAGACCAACAACGUGCUCGUGAGCGAGAACGACAAGGUGUCGUUCCGGCCGCUCAACGGUUCGUUCGCCAACGUCAAAGGCGACGUCAGCGCCGCGUGGACGUUUGUUCAAAGCAAAAACAUGCUCUUGCACGAGGCGAGCGGCAAGUGCCUCGACGGCUACGAGUUCAAGAACGGCGGCGCGGUGCAUCUCUGGCGCUGCGACGAGACCAACGCCAACCAGAAAUGGAUCUACGACAAGGCGUCGCACCAGCUCCACCACGGUGCGCACCGCGAGUUCUGCCUCGACAUUGGCUCGGUCAGCGUCGGUGCGUCGCCCACGCUCUACACGUGCCAUGGCGAGAACGACCCGUUCCUUUCGUACCAGCAGUUUACAUUUGUCAUGUAGUCGAAGGCAUUCGUUUUGGACUUUACAGUUGUUUUUGGCUUUUUGCAAACAAGAAAUUUCCAUUUAUCGAUCGUUGAAUAAACCCAGCUUUGUCAUCGA